Messenger RNA from Tripterygium wilfordii, 954 nucleotides. Its product is annotated as transcription repressor OFP12-like. The transcript has a single exon. Bases 266 to 907 code for a protein of 213 amino acids. NCBI's taxonomy places the organism in Eukaryota, Viridiplantae, Streptophyta, Magnoliopsida, Celastrales, Celastraceae. The record is from RefSeq and is a predicted model, not a curated record. Gene Ontology annotation, biological process: negative regulation of DNA-templated transcription.
CAAGGACAAAGUGCAUUAUCGGUUUAUUUAUACUUUUACACAAAAUUGAAGCCUUAAUUAAAAAUAAAAGAAACAGUCCACUUCCAGAGAGUCUUUUACAGCAGUCAUUUCGCCAUUGAACCACAAGCCACAACUACCAUUACUUAACCUCCAUCCACUCGGUCUCCCUCUCGCAGUCACUGCAUAAAUACUCCAUCACCUUCCAUAGUUGUUCCUCCUCGCUCUAUCUCUGUCGCUCGUUCGAUCUUUAAGCAAACAAAAUGAAAUGCGAAGCACACUCGGAAAAAACCUCAAUCUCUGCUUCACGAAAUCUCCAUCUCCGUCCCCUGGUGACUGCGAUGACAGUCGUCGAUUUUACAUCAACGACUUCAACUCCCUUUAUUCCUACACUGCCCUCGACCCUUCAACCUCCUCUUCCGCAUCCACUUCAUUCCCUUCCGACUCCGAUUCCGACCCGGCCCUCGAACCCGACUUCGCAGCCGUUUUCGCCUCCCAACGCUUCUUCUUCUCCUCCCCCGGCCGCUCCAACUCCAUCACUGACUCCUCCCCCACCACCACAGCCGCUCGCAAAGACCAUCCGACGAUAGCUGUGAAAGAUAGCGUGGCGGUAUCGACGGACUCGCCCGACCCGUAUUUGGAUUUCCGGAGAUCGAUGCAGGAGAUGGUGGAGGCCCGUGGAUUGGUCGAUGUGAAGGCUAAUUGGGAGUAUUUACACGAGCUCCUGCUCUGCUAUCUUGCCCUGAAUCCCAAGAGUACGCACAAGUUCAUUGUUGGUGCAUUUGCGGAUCUUCUUGUUACUCUCAUGUCAUUGCCGGCUAAUAAAAGUGACCGCCGGGAAGAUUCAUCACCGGUGGUUCAUGUAGUUUGUGAUAAUGUGGGUUUGUCGGAAAUGAUCGAUCAAUCAUGAUUUAUGGAUUAUUAAUAAUAUAUGCAGUGUACGUAGCUGUAGAUGUA